GGGGAACGUGAGGUCAGGCAGCCAGGAUGCCGAAGACUGUGGUGAUCGAUGCCCGAGGGCACAUGCUUGGGCGCCUGGCUUCGAUUGUUGCCAAGCAGGCUCUGAAUGGCCAGCACAUUGUCGUGACCCGUGCAGAGGAGAUCAAUGUGUCAGGAGGUCUCGUGCGUCAGAAGAUGAAGUACGAGCGGUUCUUGAGGAAAAGGAUGAACUCCAACCCCAAGAAGGGACCCAUCCACUUCCGCGCCCCAUCCAGGAUAUUCUGGAGGACAGUGCGCGGAAUGGUGCCGCACAAGACAAAGCGCGGCGCAGCAGCUCUGGAGAGGCUGAAGACCUUUGAGGGCGUGCCGCCCCCGUACGACAAGGUUAAGCGCAUGGUGGUGCCUGACGCGCUGAAGGUCCUGCGCCUGCAACACGGCCACAAGUUCUGCAAGCUUGGCGACCUGGCCGCCUCGGUGGGAUGGAAGCACAAGGCUUCAGUGGCAGAGCUGGAGGCUCGCAGGCUGGAGAAGGCAAAGGGCUUCUACCUUGCAAAGAAGAAGCUGACAGCCCUCAAGGCAGCCGCUGCAGCUCAGGCCGCAGCUUAAGGAGAGCUCACUCUGCAGAUGUCAUUCCUACUGAUUUAGCCAAUAUUCUCUGCUGCAUGCUGUAUGGGGAGAAUUUCAGGUGCUGCAUGCUGUUAGGGAAGAAUUUCAGGAUCCCAGGCCGUCAGAGAUUGAUUAACGCACAGUAUGUGUAUCUCUUGUGUAACAAAAGCAAUUGACAAGAAA
Messenger RNA from Coccomyxa subellipsoidea C-169, 767 nucleotides. RefSeq names its product ribosomal protein L13a component of cytosolic 80S ribosome and 60S large subunit. The transcript is spliced from 5 exons. Gene Ontology annotation, molecular function: structural constituent of ribosome; mRNA binding. Lineage: Eukaryota; Viridiplantae; Chlorophyta; Trebouxiophyceae; Coccomyxaceae. Gene Ontology annotation, cellular component: cytosolic large ribosomal subunit; ribosome. Gene Ontology annotation, biological process: negative regulation of translation; translation. The record is from RefSeq and is a predicted model, not a curated record. Bases 27 to 584 code for a protein of 185 amino acids.